UGAAUCAGUUCCUGUCCGGGUUGGGGUAAAAAUGGCAGCUACGGGAGCCGGGUCUCCCAGCCGGUUGGUCCAGUAUGUUAUUGUCCGGUCGGAUCUGGUUCACAAGCUGUCCUGGCCCCUGGGAGCCGUUAUAACUCAGGCCUGUCAUGCCGCGACCGCCGCCAUCCACCUUCACUACGGAGACCCGGACACUCAGCGGUACCUGGCCGAGCUGGACUCCAUGCAUAAAGUGGUGCUGGGGGCCCCAGACGAGGCUGCCCUCUCCAGCCUAUCAGAGACUCUAACACAGGCCGGUGUGGCCCACAAGCUUUGGAUCGAACAACCAGAAAACAUCCCCACCUGCUUGGCUCUGAAGCCAUGUCCUAAAGAGACUGUCCAGCCGCUGCUGCGCAAGUUCAAACUCUUCAAAUGACUGCCUUGAAAGACACUGUCCAGCCAAGCACCGCAAUGCAUGUCAGUACCUAAUUUCAUCUAUCAAAGGUGAAUAAGAGUUAUGCGCUUCGUCUCAGUGCAGUCUAAACACCUGCAAUGUCCAAGAUUAAAGUUGGAAAAUAUGAAGUUCUUUUCUGGAUGAAUUUGUUCAGGUGAAAAGGUAAAAAACACAAAGGUAUUAUUUGUUUUGCUAAUAUUUAAUUAUAUAUUAACAUAACGAACUACAAAACGAAGAAUGGUUUGACUUGGAGCCACGAAAAAGUUGAUUAUCAAGUGUACUAAUCUAAUCUGUUGUUAACAUAUUCAGAAAAUGAAUCAUCCCUGUUUAACACACUGUAAUUAAAAUAUAUGUUGUCACAUUGCCAAUCCUAAAAUUAAGGAUGGAAAAAAAUCUGCUGUCAUGUGUUG
Messenger RNA from Epinephelus moara (kelp grouper), 840 nucleotides. RefSeq names its product peptidyl-tRNA hydrolase domain containing 1 (gene ptrhd1). NCBI's taxonomy places the organism in Eukaryota, Metazoa, Chordata, Actinopteri, Perciformes, Serranidae. Gene Ontology annotation, molecular function: peptidyl-tRNA hydrolase activity. The transcript is spliced from 2 exons. The record is from RefSeq and is a predicted model, not a curated record. The coding region runs from base 32 to 412 and encodes 126 amino acids.